Arachis ipaensis is the source of this 1106-nucleotide messenger RNA. Lineage: Eukaryota; Viridiplantae; Streptophyta; Magnoliopsida; Fabales; Fabaceae. The record is from RefSeq and is a predicted model, not a curated record.
AUUGGGCUCGGGAUAAUUGAAUUAAAAAGUAGACCAAGAAUUGUGAAAACAUGAUAUGGGCCUAUACAAGAUUGGCAUACCUGAAUUGAGGCCAUACAAGAAUGCUUUGGCACUGAGUUAGAUCUAUAUGGUUGCAAUUGGUUUAGGGAAGAAAAAUAUAGAAACACAGAGAAACUAGAGUGUGUUUGGAUAUUGAGAUUGAUAUAAAGGACAGUGUAUUUUCUAGAUCUGUCUAAACCUAAGACAAAGAAAAGACACAAAUUUUCUCUCUUUUUUUUGGAGGCUCAUGCAGUUGGGAGUGGAGCGGCUCGUUUUGCCUGCUGUUCCUAGUGUUGUAGACACAUGGACUGGUUCUUUUGGCUUUGUAAAGAUGACAGAGUUCGAGAGGUCGCAAUUCUUGGACAAUACUUUUUUAGAUUUUCAGGGUACCAUCAUGUGCCAGAAGCUGCUGAAGAUUCCAUCUUCAGAACCGGUUUUGUUAAUAGAGUCCCAACAAAGGACACAGCAUGUUUUGCCUGGAAACAAGUUAAAUUUUGACGGUGAUCUGAUAUCUGAAGUAUUACACCAAGCAGAAGAAACUGACAAACGAGAGAGAGAGAAUUCACAAAUCCACAAUAAUUGUGCUGGAAGCAAUGAUCAUUGCAGUAAUGGUGCCAUUGACAUUGAGCAAGUCACACCGGUGAAUAAACCAAGUCUUGAGGAUCAACAGUGGCAGAAUGAUCCACAGAGCUCUAUUGUAACACAAGCUGACAGUAAUAAUGGCUCACCAUAUAAGUGCUACUACAAAAGAAGGAAAUACACAAAGUUUUAGAAUUUAACGAGGUGGUUGGGAGUAUUUUCGUUUCAAAGUUAGGGGUACAAAAGUGUAAAUUUAGGUAACUAUGUGCAUUCCUUGCAUGGAUAAACAUGAGCCUCAUAGGUGCAAAAAAAUGCCACUUUUGAUUGGAUCUGGAAAUGUGAAAGUUUGACCAUGUUUCUCUCUAAGGAUGAAUAUAAUUAUUGGGAGUAAAGAAUGUAAAGAUGAAUAGGAGAGUCUUGUAAUCAAUGCUUUGUUUAUUACACACUCAAAUGUUCAAUAAGAGUUAUUAUUACUUAAUUUCAAAAAA